AUGGAACCUCCUCAUUUCAAACAAGGGCCGCCAACAAAUUCUAGCGACCCAUCGCCGCCAUAUACGGAGAUCGCAUCGCCCCCUCCAUAUUCGAACGUCCCAUCUGCAGAGUAUCUCAACGAGAUGUUUAGAUAUUUCUACCUCCGCAACAGGAAGGACAGCUGCAAGGCUACUCUUGCUGAUUUCCUUGCUAAAAAUAAAGAUUACACCUUUGAGCUUCACAACAAUGAUGAAAGCCUUUGGCUCGUGCUACCCGAAGAUUCUUACAUGUCAAUGAAAUUUGAAAAGCUUCGGAAAAUACGCAGAAGGCUAGAAGAUGCAGCGAUCAAAGGAAAGCUUUUCCACUACUGGGAACGUGAUGUGGAAAGGAAUCAGUACGUUGAGCGGGGAAUCGUAGAAGCGAAGUUGAGGAACGAGUACCAACAAAGGCUGGAGAAGGACAAAGAGUUCAGAAAUAUGGAGGCCACGAAGCCAGCCUCACUCAUAUCAGCAGAGCUUGACCGACGUGUACUUAGUUUGUUUAUGGGAUGGUGA
This is a messenger RNA of Fusarium tjaetaba, 534 nucleotides long. RefSeq lists its product as uncharacterized. The coding region runs from base 1 to 534 and encodes 177 amino acids. The transcript has a single exon. The record is from RefSeq and is a predicted model, not a curated record. NCBI's taxonomy places the organism in Eukaryota, Fungi, Ascomycota, Sordariomycetes, Hypocreales, Nectriaceae.